This is a messenger RNA of Petromyzon marinus (sea lamprey), 5868 nucleotides long. The record is from RefSeq and is a predicted model, not a curated record. NCBI's taxonomy places the organism in Eukaryota, Metazoa, Chordata, Hyperoartia, Petromyzontiformes, Petromyzontidae.
UCGCGCGUUUAAAAAAAAAAAACCCGCGCGGGCACCGUACAGGGGAAGGGGGUGGCAGGAGGCCUCAACGCAGCCGCCAGUGCAACGUCUCGGCGCCCGCGGGCGGUUCGUGGCUGCAAGACAUGGAGCAACAGAAGAGCUCGGACAUUGAGCAGCCCGUCAAUGGCAAUAACGCAGAAGACUCUGAUGAGGUGGUCUUUGUGUCUGAGGGGCCUCAAAGGCCAGUGGUUGCCUUCAUUGAGCUUUCGGACGAAGAGAGCAACUUGAACAAUCCCAACGAUGAGGGGCAGGCGCCCGCCGAGGAUCACGUGGACCGUGUCAAAGCGCGCGUGCAGAGCACACUGGAGCGCCUCGCCCGCAACGUGGAGGAGGACAAGGAGAGUCGGCGUGCGCACAACGAGCUGUUGCGCAUGCAGAGGGACUCGCUGCAGGCGCACGGCACCUACAUGCUGGGGCUGUCCGCACAGAACCCCGACAUGCAGGCGGCAAAGAAAUGCGUCGAGUACUACGCCAAGAAGCCCGCCCUGCGGCAAGGCAACCUGCACGUAAACAGGCGCCAGCAGGCGUCAGGCUGCCCAACUCCUUCCUCGUCCGCCCAGGCCCUACAUUGCCCCAUCAAAAACUGCCUGCGCACCUUCGAUAACCGCGCUCUGCUGCUGGGCCACCUGAAGAGGUUCGACCACUCACCCUGCGAUCCCUGCGUGAUGCUGAAGGGAGUACCGAUUGUGAAGUACGUGUGUGGCCCGUGCCAACGGGUGUUCUGCUCCAUGGUCGACUACGAGGCACACCUGCUGGAGAAGCUGAAAGAUGACUCAAGCUUGAGCAUUUGGCGCCCCCACAAGCCCGGUGCGUCCCCGCUGUCCUCCCGCUACUUCGCCUGCCCCAACUGUUUCCUGCUCUUCACGCUGCACGACCAGUGCCUGCAGCACAUGCAGCAGCAGCGCCACUUCCGGAGCACCUACCCCAUUGAGAAGCAAAAGCAGCCGUGCCCCAUCCUGUUCCCGGACUACGCGAAGAACAUGCUGGUCUCCCUGUGCCGGGAGGUGGAAUUCACCGUGACGUGCGCCUCCUGCGGACAGGGACUGCGCAGCAACAGUCAAGUCACGGAACAUUUCAGGUUGCAGUGCCAGGGCGGGUGGCCACUGGCACUUGCCAAGCAACCGGUGAGCGACGUGGCCAAGGUGUUUUGGGCGGCCGGGCGCUGCCUGCAGUGUGCUGGCCGUGCGCUGCUCACGGAGGACGACUGCGCAAAGCACGAGGCGACCACGGGCCACCUGGUGUGGCGCGUCAACAACAUGCAGGUCGCCCUCAUCGCAUUCUGCUACUUCCGCUCGGGCGCAAACAGCGCCGCUGUCAACGACGGCAAAACCAGCAGCAGCAUCGGCGAAAACCAUGACGGAAAGACGGCUGGUUCACACAGUCCACAGCCCAGCACGUCCUCCACCGACACCGGUGCAUUUCCACAUCCCGCUUGCAGCAACAACAACAACGACAAUGGCAGCGGUGUCGGAAACAUCAUCGGUGGCAGCAGCAGCAGCAUGGCUGCAGGGGGUGGCAGGGCGACGGAGGACCCGAAUUGGGUGUGCGAGUGCGGCACCGUCCUGGCCACGGAGGAGGAGGCCUUCGAGCACCUCGUGGCAAUCAACAGCGUGCACUUCCGCUGCCUUGUGUGCCAUACGGUCUUCCUAUCCGAAAGCAUUGUGAGGCUGCACAUGAGCCGCACGCACGGCGGUGCGCACUUAUCUGACUACGAGCGCUGGUGCUGCACGUGCCACAUCAAGGUGCCCGGUGGACGCGAUGGCAUUGCGGACCACCUGCUGAACUACCACCCAGGCCACUCCUUCUACUUCGAGCGCCGCGGCGGUGACGACGACGAGACUCCGGCGACGGAAGCGGCAGCGGCGCCAGAAUGUCCCGCGACAAAGCCGGCGCUCGCUGCAGCCACUGGUGGUGCGCAGGGCUCGGAGGCGGCCGGCACGAGCGGGGCUUUCCCGGCGAAGGAUAACAUCGUGGUCGCGAGGCCCAAGGACAGCGAUGAGCAGCAGAAGACUCUGAAACCGCCCAGGAAGAAGCACAAGAUUGCUAACAAUAGCGGGCCAAUUUACAAGUGCUGCUUUUGCAAGAAGGCAAGCUAUCUACUGGAGGCUGUUUAUGACCACCUGAAAAGUCACAUGCAUUCUAAUCUAUCCAAAAAGGGCCCGCACUACCUGGUUUUGUGUCCAGAGUGUCGAACGCAGCUGUCGCCAGGCAAAAGCACGUGCCAGCGCUGCGGGAACAGGGCCAGCGGCGGUGGGAGUGGGAGCCGCAAGCAUGGGGCCAGCGGCAGUGGGAGCAGCAGUAACAAUGGGGUUGGGAGUAGUGGUGGAGGUGGUUACCCCUUCUUAGCGGCCAACAUGAAAGUUCAGUUGGACUUGGAGCCCAAGCCCAUGCCAUUUGAGUUCACAGCGUCUCCAUCUCCGAAAAGCAGCCCCGACUCAAGCAGGCCGGAGCUCCCGGACGCCGACUACCUGAGCACCAUGUCACACGUUCUCCUCAUUGACCUGGACAACUGGCCCAACUUCUUUCAGAAACUCCCUGCGCAGCUGCAGACUGGCAUCUUCAUAUGGGGCUUCAAAGGCGGACACAACAAGUGGCAGCCACCCAGGGAUUGUGCCGCGUACCGUCAGCUGCACCAGCAGGGCUGCUUCUUCCUACACCCGCAGUGCAGUGGGCGCAAAGACGCCGCCGACUUCGCCAUCUGCCUGCACGCCGGGCGCAUGGACGCGCAGCUGCCCAAGCACAUCCCCCUGUCCGUGCUGUCAGGGGACAAGGGCUUCAUGGAGCUCAAGGAGCAGUUUGCUCGCACGGGACGCCCGUCACACAUCCUCGACCCCCACAACACGGACGCCAAGCUGCUCUGCGCCCUCAUCAACAGCAUCUCAGAUUCUGACAAUGUCGUGUGUGUACGCAUGCCGUGUGAGUGCAGUCCACGCCGAGGAGGAAGCCGAGCUGAAGGAGGCGUUGGCGCGCAGUCUGAAAGACAUGGGGUCCACGCAGUCCCCUCUUGCAUCCUAACCCCUCUACGUGACCUGUCCCCCAGUUCACCUCAAUUUUUUUACGAGCAUUGAUUUUGAUCAACAGACAGUGCUCUGCUUUGAGCUAUGACUAUUGUAUCAUCCACAUGGAAAGUGACAAAUGUUGAUUCUGAUAUUGCCGGUGUGCUACAUUUAGGCAAACCAAACGAAUAACGACUGAAAAAAAACAGCAAAUUUUGACUGGUGUAACUGGCCAUGACAUGGCAACUCAAAAAAAUGUCAUUAAAUUAACUAGAGAAAACAAAUUUCAUGAAAGGGUGGAUGUUUAUCAUUUACUGGAUCUUGGUCGGCCAUUUAUUUCUGUCACUUAGUUAACUCACAGUUGGUGUGUUUUGAUCAGAAGGUGAAAAAGAGGCAUUGGCCCAUUUUAAAUGCUCAAGUUAUUUGUGAGCAGUUUGCCCAAAAAAAAUGUUUGCUUUAAAAUGUAAAGAAAUACGUUUUGCAAGAAAAAAUUUUUGAUUUCCCAGAGCGUAUUCUCAACUUUGUAUAUAUGAUUCAAGUUACUCGGGUAUGUGAGCCAUCACUUAUUAACCUUUACACAAUGGGUCCAUCUCUCUUACAGCUACACAAGUUCUCAGACAUCAUUGUCUCAACAGAGCCGACUCCAAUUUCAACCUUUUUUCUCCAAGUUUAAUGUGCUUUAUUUGACCUGUGCUCUCCAAUAUAACACCUGUCAAAACUAUUAAGGCUCUGUAAAAAUAAUAAUUGACAAUUAAAAGUGAAGGGUGAAUUUAUGGUGGGGCUUUCGUAAUCGAUGCUAUCAUAGACGGUGCAGCCUAAGUGCAAUGCAUUCCGGUGCUGCUGCUGCUCCACUGUAAGCUUAAGCAUACUUUGGGUUUACAGCAAGUCCUUGUUCAGCGCCGUAAGUGCAUUCCUUAAAAGUUCCGCGUUAAGCGAAAAACGCGUUAAGCGAAAACAAUUUCCCCCAAACUAUAACGGGAACAAUAAGGUUUGGUGAGAUGACGUAUGCACACAGUGGGACAAUUCACUGAGGGUGCGCCGCCACGUUACUAUCAUUCCGCGUAGCGUAUCGUACCGCUCGGACCGCGCAGCUCAAGAAAGUAGUUCGUCGUCAACCGCUCAGAAACCGCAUUACAACGGUGAGCCACGUUAUAACGGUUUGCGCAGUCUGCGUUGUGUGAAAAAAUCCCAAUGGAGGAAACCGCGUUCAAGUGAAAACACGUGACGUGAACACGCGUUAAGCGAGGACUCGCCAUAAUUGUAUUACAACCAUACAACAAAAAUCGCUUCGGAUCAGGUAAGCGUGUAUGGCAUCGGAUUGAUAGGGUAAGGAUGUUGCCAUGAUGUAAUGGUCACCGGGUUGAUCUCCCAGCCGUGGCACUUGAAACCGGUCAAGUUGCGCACCUCCAAUUGAUCGGCAGUGUGUGUGUGGUGGGGUUACACUUCCAAGACCUAUGGUCAGGGUGGAAGAGUAGGCCAAAUACCCUCUAGAGGGACUCGAGAGAGCUCUCCCCCCCCCUACUGGAGGCCCUUUUGCCAGCAGUGGCCUGACAAAGCAAUUGCAGUGCUGCUGCAUCUUUAUGGCCUCGGGUUGAGUAUUUUAUAGAUAUAUUCCCUAUGGAACUUGGUUACAUGCAACAAAAGUGAUUGUCUAUGCCUUAAUCCACAGCUCCAGAUUAAAGGGUGAUAAUGGCGUAACAUUUGUAAGUGACCAUCGGUUGUGAUAAUAAAACUUUUGAGCGUUAUUUUGUCCCAUUGGUUCUGACCGUAUCACUCAGGUGGGGUUAAAAUGCACAGUCAUCAUCCCACAAGGGAUAUCUGGGAAUCCAGUCGCCAAAGCAAUGUUGAUAAUGGGCUGUUUUACAGGGCGUUCGGUGGGUCCCUACCAUAUGAUUGUGGAAUUUUCACCACUGCCCUUUUUCCUUUGGAGGGAAAUUCUUGUGUCCAACCCUGAAAACUAUCUUCUUUAGAACCGCUUCUAUGUUUACUUUGUAGUCCCCCUCCCCGUACCUCCGAUUAUUAGCACGGUUGGGUACAUACGGUGCAAAAGAAGUUCUAUAUCGUCUAACAGCGUUAAAUCUGUGCAACAUCGCAACCCAGACUAAAACGCUCGUUUUCACAAUGUUUAAUUGGUAUACCUCGUGGGGUUUUUUUCCCCUCAAAAUCACAGUACAGAAAACAACGUAACUGUUGGCGUGGUCCCUCUUCAUGUGUCACAUGUACAGCGUCGACGAUUAAAUCCCUGACUGCACGCGUACACGCACAGAACACUACUAUUCCAACUCGGGGGCGAAUGGCAAGCGUACAGCUGUUUUCAAACGCAAGCCUCAAUCGUCUGAAUAAGCCAGAUUGUUAACGCAAGUUUUUUUUGUAAUAUAUUUGUGUGUAUCGACUGUUUAGGGCAAAUGUUGCUGACGCGUUCGCAAGGCCGGCACACGAGCAUGGUCUAUUUCACCUUCGUCAACAACACAGCACCAAGUACUUUCGGCUGAAUUGGCUCAGGGGAAGGUACCCCCCCCUGCCCCCAUUCCAGAUUUCCAAGCAAAUUAUAACUGCGUCGUCGAGACUGCAAGGGAACCCCCAUGCGGCACAAAGAGCGCACACACUGACAUUUAAAUAGUCUGUGCUGCUUUAACCUGCCUCCGUUACUUUGCCAAGGAAACACAAGUCGGUUACGUUAUUUAACUCAAAAUUGUAAUAAUGUGAUUUAACGUUUUAUAACAGGAAACCAUGUGUCGGCGAGCUUACGUAAGAUGCGACACAGUUGUGCUUAUGCCUUUGAAAUGUAUUUUGCAGAUACGGAAUUAUAAACAAAAAUAUUUCCGUAACCGCU